AUGGCGCUCCACUGGGAGGUGUGCGAAGCCACACCCCACUUUCCUCAAGUUCCCCGUUGGCAAGGUCUGGGUUUAACCAUGCCAAAGAGGAGAGAUCAGAUGGAACGACGCGUACGUUUUGCCAAUUUUGCUGAGGGUCUCUUUGAGGAUCAGUUUGAAGACACAUGGAAUCGAUUUGUUCUUUCACAUCGCGAUGAAUGUCAACAAGUUGGACCACAACUACAUCCCAACGGUUCGAAGAAGUCGCUGGGUGAUACUUUGUUUUCGUUGUGGAAUCCCUCCUGUUUGAACACAUCAUGCCAAUGGCCACUUCGUCAACACCGUAUCAAUGAUGAGUGGCACAAUGUUCCGUCUCAAUGGCUCACACAGGACGGUCUGCCACAAGAUCAAGUGCCUGGCGACGACCAUUUCAACCUGAAUGAAGCGCCCAACACGAUCCAGGAGCUCUACAACACGUUUUUGGAGCACCAUCUUGUUGAGGGGCCAAGAUUGGAGGAAGCUAUUCACCUUCGAACAUGGUAUCUUCAUCAUGGACAGGUUCGUCAGUGGAACACACCUCGCAUCAUAGAGCUCGAUGGACAUUGGAGGCAUUGGGCCAGAUCUAUUGCAGAGGGUUGGCACGACCAUGUCCGAAUUGAUGAAGACAUUGCCUUUUACGUCUGUCGACCAGAUCCGCCAAGAAAUGCUCCAAUACAAUAUGAGAUUUAUUUUGACCUCAUUUUGACUCAGGGGCUUGAGAUGCCAUCGUGGGCUGGACUUAUCACUGUUCUACGAGCAGGAGAUCGCGCUGCGAGAGCCGAAUACAGUUUGGCUGUUUCACUUCCUCAGUUUGUGAGUGGUUUUCUUCUUGCUCAAGAGGCACAUCAACUUCAGCAAUGCCAUCUUCGUGGAUGCAGACUAUGGCAUGCGAGAACGGAGAUACCACUCAGCAUUGAUCCUGUGCACGCUAUGAGCAAUGGGGACACCUUCAUCAUUGAACCUGCAAGAAGCAGUGCUGCGGCAUCGAGCGCCAAUGCUGAGCCUCCCAUUGCAGAUGUGCAGAUGGAUUAUGAGUGGGAUGAUCAUCAACAAGCAGAUCAACCUGAUCAGACUCAUGAUGGCCCUCCUGAUGAGGAUUCCUCAUCAUCUGAGCCGCCACCUGACCUACAAGCAGUGCACAUUUACAGGUUGGGCCAGCUACCUAUCUUUGGUCACCUUGACUGGCGAUCCUAUCAUGCUGCGCUUCGAGACGCAACGCAACUGGUCCGUGCUCACAUGAAUCAUUUCGUGGGUUUUCAUUAUGUGCAUGCUAGCCUCACAGGUCAUCAAGCUGGAGAAGAAGCAAUUAUACUCCAGCACAUUCAUGACAUUGCGGUUGGGUCCCUGGAGAAACUUGUCAUUGUGGAUGUAGUGUUCCAUUCGAACAGACUGCAUCAUGGAGUACCUGCCAAUCCGGCAGCCACCAGAGAGGUAUACAAGGUGCAACCUCUGUUGGCAAGGAGACACCUCCUUUUGAUGGCACAAGUGGAUGCUUACUGCACUUGGAUGGCCGACACCUGCAUUGUUGAGCACAAUGGCAACGUUUGGCACCACAAUGACCCACAACUGCGCCACAUCGAACAUGGCACUGUUUUUCGAAUCCAGCUUCCACCACCUAUGAAUUCUGCAUGGGACAUAGGACAAGUUGUCCGUGUAGUUCACGAGAGUGGCGAAAUUCUGGACUUCCCCGAAGCUGGACAAUUGGCGUCCUCAAUUCUUGAUGGCAAUGUGGACCACAACAGGCUGGCCUUCGGCACUGAGGUACGCAAUGGAGCGAGACUGGUCACCUGCAAGGGAAAUGAACAAGUCGAGGACAUUGACAUCCCGACUACUUUUCCUCCUGGUACUAGGCAGCCACGACUCCGACCCAAACAUGAUGGCAACUUUGAAUGGUUGGACCGCUUAGUUGAGGUCUUUCGUGCACAUGCAGAAGCCGAAACUAUCGAGGGGGAUCCUUUGCUGUAUGUCCAGACUUGGUACAUCCACCAUCGACGUCUCCGAAAAUGUCCUGACCCCAGACCAGUCAGGCUGGACAAUGCCAUCAUUGGGUGGAUCGAAGAGUUCAGAUUUGCAUGGAGAGACCUUCUUGACCGCCAUGAAGUUUUCAGCAUCCAUGUAGUACGCCCACGUCCACCUCAACUGCGUCUACAGUCAUAUGCUUGCCACGUGAUUUUGGUACAGGCACCACUGCCACAGCAAGCGGCUGGUAUCAUCACGAACCUUUUUGAAGGCGUUGACCGAGAUGCCAUUCAGCAAUUUGCGCUCUCUUUCCCGAAGAGAAUCAACAAGCCCUUGGUCAUUGAAGAACUACGCCUUCAACCACAAUGUGACACGAGAAGAUGCACAAUACACGCCUGUGGAGAACCUGUUCACCUGAUCUUGAUGACAGAACUGCCUGAUGGUUUCAAUCUCUGCACGCGCAUCUCUGAUCCUACGGCACAACGACCCAUUCUACCUCAUGCUGAGCCUGGGCAUUUUGAGGAUGUUGUAUUCAUGCAGACAGGACAACCUCAGCAGCAGGCAGCAACUGGGUCAAGCCACAGUGGGUCUUCGACACAGCACAUAGUUUGUGGCAGCUUUGCGCUUAACCCUGAUGCUCAGCCAUUUGUGCCAGGGGCUCUUCCUCUGGAAGCGAUGUCUGAGUUUGUGCAAGACCUUCAUGAAAUCUGGCAGCAAGAAGCAUUUGCAUGGGAACAUGAAGAAAAAUCAUGUGUGUUCACCACGUGGCUUGUGCAUCAUCCUCUUGACUACAAGCACUGCGCUCGGCCACGCAAUGUGCGCCUGCAUGAAUGGUUUGUCACGUGGGAAGACAAAAUACGCCAAGCUUGGCAAGAUGAGAUGGAGGAGGGCUCAGAACUUGAGUUUCAUCUUGUGCAACCAACGCCGCCACAAGCUGGCCACAAUGUGGCAGGACACAUCAUUGUCAUCAGGAAUCAGAUCGAAAAUCUAGUUACGAAUCUGGUCACCAUCAUUGACCGUACACAGAAUGCCAACCAUGGACGUGUCCAACGGAUGGCAGUGACCACAAGGGAGCAUCUCUUGCUAGAAGAAGUACUUGAGGCUGUGGGCUACGAUGGAGCUUGCCUUCCCAACGAUGCUCCUCUAAACUGCAGAGCAUGGAUUGGGGACGAACGUCUCCGUCCUCGACGUCCAUUUCCAGGCAGAAGUGGCCACAGCAUCCUGAUUCAUCUGCACCACAGGACACGCCCUGCAGGAGAUGAACUUCAUCUGCUGCAGUUGACAAAAAUUUUAUCGGCAGACGAGCGCCUAACACAGAGACCGGUGGCUCAUAUCUCUGGGCCGUCUGACCGAUUAUCAGACACAUCCUAUGCUGGACAUUUCCCUUGCGAAGAUGAAAGGGAGGAUGAGAUAGCAACUGCAGCUGUUCAUCUUAUCCGAGGACAUGAUGACCUCACACACCUUCCUUCGUUUGUGGAAGUCACAUCCCCAGCCACCAUCGACAAUGUCAAGAGUGAGCUGUCCUGUUUUGGAGUUGAAUGCAAGGUUUUUCUUUUUGGACAUGGUGAUCAUGCACUUUGCCUACCCACCCAUUGGGUCCCGGCACAUGAUGAGCACCAUUUUGCGUAUAUUGACAUGUGUCCUACAACUAGCUCAACUGUCUUCAUGCAUACGAUGUUGAACUUUGACAAGGAUGACACCUUGCAUCACAUGCGCUUUCUCUACAGCUUGGGUUUUGAGAAGGCAGUCAUCAUGAACCAGGUGCAGCACUGUCCUGGACUCACGGAGAUCCAAUUCAUGGUGUCUGUGGGUCAGAUUGAGUCUGAUCAUAGGACUCCGAAACCAGCAUCUGCAUGGCCUGAACGUCAACCGCAGAAACCGGAUGGACCCAUGUAUGAAGUCCCAGUUUGCGGCACUACACCAGCAUGCCUCCUGCAUUUGGGAGUGACGAGUGAUCAGCUUUUGGCAUUCUUUUCGCACUCUCAAGAUCAUGAGUUGUGCAAGAUUGUUGACGGCCUGGAUCUCCCUGAGGUUGUAACAGUGCACCUGCAACAACUUCAGCCCAUUGACCGCAUUGACCGCAUCAUUAUCUACACGGAUGGUUCAUCCCAUUCAGGCCGCUACCACUUAGCGCCAGAGCGUGUAGAGGAACAGCAGAUUCCGGAUGCUUGGGCUUUUGUUGCCUUGGGAGAACAGUACCAUGAAGCUGGUUCUACAUAUACCCUUCUUGGUUGGAAAGCCCAUCAAGUCCGCUGUGCUGAAGAUCAUCCCUGGCAUAUUGGGUCACGAGCCAUCGGACCAUGGGUGGCAGAAAGGGAGGCAAUGCUAUGGGCCCUCAUUUGGAGAAUUGGCCUUAAUUGCCGCACCCCGACGGUGUUUCGUUCGGACUCGUCUUUGACUAUUGGACAGGCUGAAGGAACACUUGGAGCUGCCCACUAUGACGAUACCUUUGGACUCCUACGAGGAUGCCAUCAACUGCUUUCAGCAGCUCUGCCUGACGAUUGCAUCCGGCUGGAGCACAUAUAUGGACACAACAACGAUCCUUGGAAUGAGAUGGCUGAUCAUUUGGCCAAGUUGGAGGCGCGGAAGGGACUGUUUCUUCCUCGAGGAGACUUCUGCAUUGCCCCAUGGCGAUCUCUCAUUCCUUACCUCUGGAUGGUUUUUGGACAUCAUGAUGGCCUGCCCCAGCACUGUCAUGAAGGUUUUGCAAUACCAGCUCCCAAAUUGCCACCGCCUUGUCAAGUGACUCCCCUGGAGCUGCGACACGCCCCACUUGAGGUUCGGUUUGCCAUCAGUUUUGCGACUGCCAAUGUGCUCUCUAUGAGUUCACGACCACAUGGACAUGCAGGAAAGGUGCAUUACCUUCGUGAACAAUUGGUUAGCCAUGGUUUGAACUUUGCAGGCUUUCAGGAAACCAGAGGACAAGCGGGGGCUUCACUGGUUGAUCAUGUCUUUCGUCUCUGCGCAGGGAGCAAAGGAGGUCAACAUGGAGUGGAACUGUGGUGCAAUCUCAAGCAGCCAUAUUGCCAGGUCCAGGGAAAGUCCCAGUUCUUUUGCAAAAAUGAUUUUGUGGUGCUGCACGCUGACCCGCAGAGACUCCUUGUCAAAGUUGAUGCCAAAUGGAUCACCUUGUGGGUUUUUGUCUUGCAUGCACCCCAUAGCGGGCUUCCCACUCACCAGCGUGAAGCGUGGUGGAAUGACACUAUCUCCCUUCUCACAGAUUUCAAUGUCCCAGCUGAUCAGUUAUUUGUUUGUGCUGAUGCGAACGCUGCGCCAGGGGCUUCAGAUGGUCGACAUGUUUUUCAAGAAGGGUUUGCAACUACAAGUUCUACAACUUUUCUACGCAAUUUCCUGGUAACCUUCGAACUCUGCUUGCCUGCAACGAGCUCGAUUCAUGAAGGUCCCAGAGAAACAUGGAUGCAACCCAAUGGGCUCAUGGCACACCAAAUUGACUUUGUCAUGGUGCCUACCAGACUUGCGGCAAGCUGCACGUUCUCGAGCCUCUUGGAGAACUUUGAUCUUGCGAACCAAGCUGAAGACCACACAGCCACGGCUGUGGAGCUACGCUGGUCGCAAAUUUCAUCCAGACCCCUCAAGGCGACAACCUUCUCCACCAAGCCAUCGUUUGCCAGAGAGGAGAUCAACAAGUCCAAUUUGAAAGUUGGGAUGCGAGCACUUUCCACCUCUACAUGGACUUGCGAUGUGGAAACGCACACGGGCCAUAUGAACAACCAACUACAUUUUCUUCUCCAUCGUGCAUGUGCCAUCACCAAAGGUGCACCCAAGCGACCGUAUGUCUCCGACGCUGCUUGGGCACUGAGACGGCUCAAACUGCAACAUCGGAAGGAAUUGAAAACUGCGCGGGCACUUUUGCACAGAGAAACCCUUGCCCGUAUUUUUGCAGCUUGGAGGGCACCUUCUGCCCAGCUUCUUGAGAUGUCCUUUGUCUUCGGAUCUUCUCUACGAUGUGGCCUUCUCAAGCACUACAUUGGUUUCAAACGCUUUGCAGCGGCUUUACAAAGAGACCUUGCAGGUGAAAAGGCCCGACAUCUCAAGGAAACCUUGGACACCUUUGACGAAGGCACUGCUGCAUCUGAGAUUCAACACAAAUUGAAAGGAUUCUUGGGAUCCUCGAACAAGCUACGUCAAGGCCUUGCUCCGCUACCAACACUUCGCAAUACCAACAAUUUGCCCUGCAGUUCCUCGACUGAGAUUUUGAAGCCUUUUAUCGAGUCCUUCGACAGCUUGCACUGCCGGGAGAAGCUGGCACAGGCGCAUGUCCUAUCCGCUGUCCCACGACAGGAGGGGAUGGAGUUGUUCAAUGUGGAGGUCAAAGAAGGAGCGAUGCGAUUCAAGUGCAGCAAUUUUCAUCAGCGAAUUCGAAGCCUGUUAGCAGAUUAUGCUUUGUGGAGGGCGCCUGAAAGAUUCGCCCAGCUCACAGAUGAAGCACCAACUUUCGGUUGUAUGCUCUGUCAACAGCGCUGCCGAUCCAGAGGAGGAGAGGGUGCGCACAUGUGCAGGAAGCAUGGACAGGUUCAACAGAUCAGGCACUAUAUUGCUGGCACGCAAUGCAUGGCUUGUCUGAAGGAGUACCACACAAUUGGGCAGAUUCAGCAGCAUCUCUUGCGCAGUGCGGAAUGCCAAGCUUAUCUUCUCCAUCAUCGACUUCACGGAGCAGUUCUUCCAGGCAUUGGGUCUAAGGACAACACAGCUCUUGCGCAGGAGCAUGAUGGGCGAUUGCCACCGUUGCAAGCUAGUGGACCGGCGAAACCUCAUCGAGGUGGUUUGGAUUUCUCCUUGGUCGACUACGAGCUGCACGAUGCGCUGGCAUUGAUCAUUGUGGAUGGGCAGGUGACUUCAGAUCUUGAAGGUUUGGAAGGUCUCCUUCGAGCAGAGAUUCUCCAGCGGCCCAUUUCUUGGACCAGAUGCAGCACCACCCUACGAGAGCUAGUGGACACUGUGACGGCCGAACCUUUGGGAUGGGAAACCUUGCCGAAGGAAGCGGUUCUCAUCAUUCUCCAGCGCUUGUCCAUGACUGCGUCGUGGCCCUUCCUUGUGGAUGCGAAGCUGCCGGACGAGCACUACGUUGAUACACUGGAGAACAUGGAGCAGGAUUGUCGAGACGAGGUAUUGCAAUGCCCCCGAGAAGGAGGUACAUUUGUACACCGACCAUGUGGUCGACACCAGAUUGUCCUACAUGCGUUUAGUGGCAGACGUCGACCAGGGGACUUGCAAUUCUACAUGGAGCAGAUGUAUGACCGUGCUGCAGAGGGCAUUCAUCUGACUGUAGUUUCCCUCGACAUCAUCACGGACCCGGUCAUGGGAGAUGUCACGGUUCAAGCGACGCAAGAUUUCUGGUUCCACUAUGCUACAUGCGGAGCAGUGGCGGGCUUCCUUUGUGGCCCCCCCUGUGAGACCUGGAGUAGGGCCAGGUUUGUGCAGCUGGCGCAGUCUCAGCGGAAGAGUCCCAGACCGGUCAGGUCCGGGGAAGAGCUAUGGGGAUUGGCCUCCCUUAGCCUUAGAGAGGCCAGACAGGUGGGUGUGGGGAACCUCUUACUCUGCUUCGCCUUGGAGAUGCUCUUCCGCCUAGCGCUGGUCGAAGCAAGUGGAGUUUUGGAGCAUCCCGACACCCCACCAGAUGAAUCUAUGCCCUCCAUCUGGCGAUUGCCCAUCAUGGAAUGGCUCUUGCAGAUGCCUGGCGUGAGCACCUUUUCCUUUUGCCAGGGGUUGCUUGGUGCUCCUACGCCUAAGCCCACGCGACUUUUGGUGCUGAACAUGCGCGAUCUCAUGGGAGAACUCCGCCGACAUCAUCUUUGCCGAGAUCUUCCGGCGCGUGCAGCGAUAGGAAAGGAUGAAGGGGGAGCAUGGCAAACGACCAAGCUCAAGGAAUACCCCCCUGCAAUGAGCCGAGCUCUUGCAUCCAGUUUUGUUAAGACCCUUUCAGCUCGCCAGUUUGGAGAAACUGCGCAGCUGGAGGAGGCAUUUGUACAGAAGUGCGUGGCCAUGGACAUCAAGUCCUAUGGCACGAGGAUUGGCCAGGACUUUGCGGGCCAUUCCUGA
Cladocopium goreaui is the source of this 8037-nucleotide messenger RNA. The record is from the annotation of a GenBank genome assembly. Lineage: Eukaryota; Dinophyceae; Suessiales; Symbiodiniaceae.